AUACCGGUGUGGGUAUAUAGCCUUCCUUCCUUCUUCCAUGCCAUAAUAAUAACGCCAUCUGAGCGUCCGCCAUUACUGCUGCAACCAACAAAGCAAAGCAGAAACAGAGCAUAUACCCAGCCAACUGCACAGUUCAAGAAGAAGAAGAAGAAGGAAGAAGAAGAAGAAGAUGACAGCAGAGAGAGAGAAAGGGCAUGUUCUGCUGAGAGGAGGAAGAAGGAAGAGAUACAGCCAUGGCCUGUCAUCAUCUCAGAAACAAGUUCUGGCUGCCAUGGCUGAAGCUCUCAUACCUCCUCAACCUCAUCAUCAUGCAGAUGGUGAUGAUGAUCCUAACAAAUCUCUCUCUUCCUACUAUGCCUCUUCUGCCUCUCAUCCUCCCUUCCCUGAUGAGGCAGCAGAGUUAGUAGUGAGGAGGUUCUUAAGACUAGGAGUGCUUAUAUUCAAAUCGGUUCUGGCCAUUCUAUCAACCAGACUGGGCACUCUUUUGCUCUGUGGGUUUGCUUGUCUUGAUACAAGAUGGCCUUUCAUUCACAAAUUCCCCGAAUUGCCCUUGAACCGCAGAGAAGCCCUUCUCCAGAAAUGGUCGAGGGAAACUCUCUUUACGCCCCUGCGUACCGCCUUCAUGCUCGUCAAGAUUGCCUGCUGUUACGUCUUCUUCUCUUGGACUAAUGAAAAUUCAUAUAAUCCACAUUGGGAAGCAAUCGGUUACCAUCCACACGCCAACGAAGAAAAAGAAAAGGAAGGGGAAGAAGAAGGGGAAGCUCUCUCUAGACAACAGCACAUGGAGAGGCCAUUAGAUAAGGGUCUCAUCGAAACUGCGAAAGAAAACGAAAAGACAAGCUUGAAAGAAUCACUGAUCAAGAAAGGCAUAUAUGCCGCCGAAGGCCAGAAUUCGGACACGCUCACGGUGAGAUGCGACGUGGUGAUAGUCGGUUCCGGCUGCGGCGGCGGGGUGGCGGCGGCCAUCCUUUCAAAAGCAGGCCUGAAAGUUGUGGUCCUUGAGAAAGGUCAAUACUUUGUGCCGGAAGACUAUUCAGGAAUCGAGGAACCUUCCAUCGGCGAACUGUACGAGUCCGGUGGAAUGUUAACCACCACAGAUGGGAAAAUUUUGGUUGCGGCGGGAAGGACGGUGGGAGGCGGCUCUGCGAUAAACUGGGCGGCAGCUAUCAGGACUCCGGACUAUGUCCUGGAAGAUUGGUUUCUGGAACAAAAGAUUCCCCUGUUUGGAAGCUCGGAGUAUCAGUCCGCCAUGGAUGUUGUCUGUGAAAGGAUGGGCGUCACCCAGGUUUGCUGCAAAGAAGGGCUCCAGAAUCAAGCUCUCAGAAGAGGGUGUGAGAAACUGGGGUUAAAGGUCGAUUAUGUCCCCAGAAACUCUUCAGAGAAACAUUACUGUGGUUCUUGCGGUUACGGCUGCAGGACUGGGGACAAGAAGGGAGUCGACGCGACCUGGUUGGUUGAUGCCGUUAACAAUGGCGCCGUUAUCUUGACAGGCUGUCGAGCUGAGAGGUUCAUAUUGGAAGAUAUGGAAGGAAAGAAGCGAAAAAAGUGUGUGGGAGUGAUUGCAGCGACAGGUGGUGGCAGACAGAAGCUAACAAUUUUAGCAAGGGCGACGGUUUCAGCUUGUGGGUCCCUCUCGACGCCGCCUCUGCUUAUUUCUAGUGGGCUGAGGAACAAGAACAUCGGGUCCCACCUCCAUCUCCACCCGGUGCUCUUUGCGUGGGGAUACUUCCCGGAGUCCACGUCGGAAAUGGAGGGGAAGUGCCACGAGGGAGGGAUCAUCACCUCCAUCCACAAGGUAGUUUCCAAAGAAGAAGGCAAAAAAGAGCCACAGGCCAUCAUAGAAGCAGCUGCCGUGGGACCAUCAGCAUUUGCGGCUAUGUUCCCGUGGACCAAGGGGGCCGAGGUGAAGGAGAGGAUGAGGAAAUACUCCCGGACGGUCUCCCUGUUCUCGCUGGUCCGGGACGUGGGGUCCGGCCAGGUGAAGAAGGGGCGCCAGAUAAAAUACACCCUAGCUCAGCAAGACAAAGACAACAUAGCAGCCGGCCUGAAACAGGCCCUGAGGAUUCUCGUCGCAGCGGGGGCGGCAGAAGUCGGGACCUUCCGGAGCGACGGGCAGAGGAUGAGCUGCGGCAGUGGCGGCGACAAGCCAGAAGAACUGGAUAGGUUCUUGGACGGGGUGUACACAGCCGGCGGGGUGAUGGAGGUGGGAGACAAGAACUGGACGUUGUAUUCUUCGGCACAUCAGAUGGGGAGUUGCCGGAUGGGGGCGAACGAGGAGGACGGGGCGGUGGACGGCAACGGCGAAUGCUGGGAGGCCAAGGGACUGUAUGUGUGUGAUGGAAGUGUGCUUCCCAGUGCAGUUGGUGUGAAUCCAAUGAUCACCAUCUUGUCAACUGCAUAUUGCAUCUCAAACAGAAUAGCCAAGUCACUUGGUGUUAGAGGAGGAGGCUAGGGUAAAAGCAUAUCUUUAGAUGCUUUCUAUUUCUAGUUCCUUGUUUCAAUAAUAAAGUGUACCCUUUACUUGAUACACCUCCCCCCUCCCAAAAUUCAGCUUCGAAUCUGAUUUUUAUGGUCAGAGUUUGUAAGAUUUGACCAUUAAUUUGAAUUAAAAGUACAUUAAUGUGAUUUGAUAUUGUUUUGGAAUGUAUUUUCAAGUAUCAUAGGUUCAUAAUGUUUAUUUAUGUAGCACUAUAUGUAGAGAUAACAACUGGGUUGUUGUUGUAAUGGUGAACUUCUAGCAUAUAAAAAAAACAAAAAUCUAGUGCUUUU
Molecule: messenger RNA, 2769 nt
Organism: Cuscuta campestris
Lineage: Eukaryota; Viridiplantae; Streptophyta; Magnoliopsida; Solanales; Convolvulaceae
Source: the annotation of a GenBank genome assembly